AUGUGCAGUAUGAUCCUCUGUUUCCAUCGGCGGCAUUGCUGGUACAGUAUGCCCAUUUGCAGAGACCCUUCUUCGCUGCUGUCGUCUAUGGCAAUCGGUCCUGAGUUGGCGUUGUUAGUAGGAACUUCAUCAGCUAGAGCGCCUGAUGAAGGGACAUUGGAUGUUGUUAAAUCAGCUCUCGGCGCCUCUGCCACAGUUGCGGUGAGUCUUCGCCACCUCGACACCUAUGGUACGUCGUUGCCAGGCAUUGCAUCACCGCACCCCGUCACCCCAUCUGCUUCCGCUCUCCGCUCCGCACGCUCACGCACCUCGCUCGCCAUGCCGCCGCCCUCCGUCACCACCCCGCUGCUGCCUAACAACAACCGCGCCCCCGCGCGCACCGACGCCAUCCGUUGGCGGGAGACCGCAGCCGUCGUCCUGCCGUACAUCAUCCCCGAGACUACGAAGCUCAAGCUCAUCGCCGCCCUCUCCGUCUUCUGCGCCCUCGCCAAGCAGGGCUCCGCCUUGCUUAGGCCCUACGCUUUCAAACUCGCCGUCGAUACUCUCACCAAUAACUUGCUCCCCGGCGGAGGCUUAGUCAUUCCUUACUUCGCUAUUGCUUUGUUCGUCCUGUCCAAAAUCGCCUCCACUUUGCUCGGCGGCGUCCAGGGCUACACCCACUCCAUCGUCGCCGUUAUGUGCGCUAGGAGGUUUUCCGUCGCCAUGUUUACACAUUUGCAAAACCUGAGCUUGGCCUUUCAUUUGUCCAGGCGCACGGGGGAGGUUACCAGGAUCAUGCCUGUCCGGUACGUUCAUCAUCUCUCAUUUACUCAUACCUGCCUAACCACUCGCUCUCGUCACCUGACUCUCGUUCUGUUCAAUACCUCGCAUUUCCUUGGAUAUGCAAAUCAUUGCUAUCCCUUUACUUUGACAAUUACAGAACAGGCCGUUGACAUCCUCAUCAACUAUGAGACUGUCAAAAUGUUCGGCAUGGAGCAAGAAGAAGCUUCGACCUACGCAGCUCUCCAAAAAGCUUACCAAGACAUCUACAUCUGGUUCCGUCUCACCCGCAACGCAAUCAGCCUGGGGCAGGACGCCAUCAAAUCUAUAGGUUUGGGAAGUGCCAUGGUGCUUGCGGCCAUCGGUGCUGCGCAUGGCAACUUGACCCCGGGAGAUUUUGUCCUGAUCAAUGCAUAUGCGGCGCAGCUUUUUGGGCCGUUAUUCUCCUUGGGCUCGACGUAUCGAACGCUAACCCAAGCUGCCACAGACUUAGAGAAGUGCGUCAACCUGUUGACUGAACCCAUUACCGUCCAGGAUGAUGCGAACGCUAAGCCGUUCGAAGUAGAAGAAGAAGCGCUCGUAGAGAAGCGCGUUGGCGACGUCAGGUUUGAGAACGUUUCUUUCAAAUAUCACGGUACGGAAAGAGGGUCAAGCGGUGGCCUGCGUAACAUCUCCUUCCAUGUUGCUCCAGGGAGAAUGGUUGCGUUCGUUGGAGCUUCUGGAGCGGGCAAGAGCACAAUCAUUCGGCUGUUGCUGAGAUUCUAUGAUGUCGAUAGCGGGUCAGUGCUGAUCGAUGGCGAGAAUGUGAAGAACUAUUCUCAGGGGUCUCUACGCAAGCAAAUUGGAGUUGUCGCGCAAGAUACGAUCUUGUUCAACCGAUCUCUGCGAUUCAAUAUUUCAUACGGCAAACCGGAUGCAUGUGAUGCUGAAAUUUAUGACGCUGCACGUUCGGCUGCUUUGGGAGACUUCGUUGAUUCUCUCCCGCUGAAGCUGGACACCAUUGUCGGAGAGCGGGGAGUGCGCCUAUCAGGAGGGGAACGACAGCGCGUAGGGUGCGCCAGGUGUCUGAUCAAGGCACCCGCUAUUGUUCUGCUUGACGAGGCGUCGUCAUCAUUGGACACGCAAACGGAAAGAGAAAUGCAGGCAAACCUGCGGGAAGUAUGCAAGAACCGAACCACGAUCGUGAUUGCACAUCGACUGUCUACAAUCAUGAUGGCGGACGAGAUCGUUGUCCUUGGCACAGAUGGCGCAGAAGAGGGCCUUGGUACCGUUGUCGAGAGAGGGUCCCAUGCUGAGUUGAUACGGCAGAAGGGGUCAUACGCCGAAAUGUGGGACUUGCAGACGUCGUUCGAUAACGGCGAGUUGUCAGAAGCAUCCGAAGUCAAGGAUUCGAAGAAGUGAGUUGCCCUCGAAAGCGGCGCGACUUUGCUCCAUAAAUACAGUUGUGGAAUGCCAGAACCCCAUAUUUGUGCACAUGCAUGCCAUCGCCUGACGAGCAGCAGUCUUGCCGACAACACACAGGGCUAGAGCAUAUUGCGAACUGCUCUGCACCAUUAAGUGAAGACUGUAUUUUGAAAGUAAAAUUAACUGGCUUCUUCUA
Molecule: messenger RNA, 2359 nt
Organism: Chondrus crispus (carragheen)
Lineage: Eukaryota; Rhodophyta; Florideophyceae; Gigartinales; Gigartinaceae
Exons: 9
Coding region: 1-2160 (719 amino acids)
Biological process (GO): transmembrane transport
Cellular component (GO): membrane
Molecular function (GO): ABC-type transporter activity; ATP hydrolysis activity; ATP binding
Source: RefSeq, a predicted model, not a curated record